AUGGGACGCGGCAGGGCCGGGCUGCCGUCAGCUGACACUCCGCUCCAUCCACCGACAUCUUGGCUCAGUCCGGAGGAACCGGAGGACACCGGAGGAACCGGAGGACACCGGAGAGCCCGCUUUUUCACGGUCAAACGUCCGGAUGGAGUGACUGCGGGGCGCUCAGCCGGAGAUACACAGCCGAAAAUGGAGCAAGUUUUCAGAAAUUGUGUUUUAGCAAUUGAGGAAAACUGGAAACCAUCCAGCCUGAGGGAUUGGGAGGAGAUUGGCUCUGGGGGUUUUGGACAAAUCUACAAAGCCAGGCAUCAUCAGUGGGGCGAGGACGUGGCCAUUAAACUGCUUCGUCAUGACAACGGGAACGAGAAGUCUUUGCUGCAUGAGAUCAAGAUGAUGUGUCAAGCCACCAGCCCGCAUAUUAUGGCCGUCCGAGGGAUCUUCAAGGGUCGGAUGCCCUCCUCUGGCAGGUCAAGACAUCUUGGUCUGGUCAUGGAUCUCAUGAAGAGAGGAUCAUUGGCCUCCCUACAGGAAGCAUUGAACGGAACUCCACCCUGGCCGCUGGUCUUCAGUCUGGCUCACCAAGUGGCUCUGGGUAUAAAUUUCCUCCACAGUCUGGGUGUGCUCCACCAGGACCUGAAGCCCCAAAACAUACUGCUGGACGACUUUCUCAAUGCCAAGCUUACAGAUUUUGGCCUUGCCCGGACUUCCUGCAGCAUCACACUGCCCAAGGACGGUGAACCACUAGGAGGGACGCUUAAAUACAUGCCACCUGAGGCGUUAAAAAACCUAGAAUCGUCUGAACCUACCAGAGCCUUUGAUAUCUACAGUUUUGGGAUACUGCUUUGGUCCAUUGUCACAGGGAAACAACCAUAUGGAAAUGCACCGCCCGACUUAGUGAUGCUUCGCAUCCCACUGGGAGACCGCCCACUGCUGGAUGAUAUCAAGGGUGAUGCUGAGGGGUUGACAGAGUUGACAGGACUGAUGAAGAGAUGUUGGGAUCAUAAACCUCAACGAAGGCCAGGAGCCCUUGAGAUUACAACUGAGACAGAACAACUGUUCAAGUUGCACAAACAUGAACUCAAUAAAGCUGUCUAUAAAGUGCUGAAGAAACUGGACCAAAAGGAAGAAGACGACAUGGCAGCAGGAAAGAAGGUUCGGAGGGAUCAAAUCGCUAAGGCUCCAGUGGAGGAGAUCCAACAGGCCCUGAGAGGAUUGGAUCUGCCUCCUCUGGACCCUCUCAGGGUCCAGAGGAGUGAUCUGAUGAGAUGGACAAACGGAGGCGGUAACUGA
Molecule: messenger RNA, 1287 nt
Organism: Perca flavescens (yellow perch)
Lineage: Eukaryota; Metazoa; Chordata; Actinopteri; Perciformes; Percidae
Product: receptor-interacting serine/threonine-protein kinase 4-like
Exons: 12
Coding region: 1-1287 (428 amino acids)
Biological process (GO): protein phosphorylation
Molecular function (GO): JUN kinase kinase kinase activity; ATP binding
Source: RefSeq, a predicted model, not a curated record